AUGGUUGAGAUAAAGGAAAAUGUGGAAGUUAGCAUCGAUCUAGAUCUCCUUGAAGCUAACUAUUUGCGUUCGUGGAUUCGCCGUGCAUUCAAGUUCAAGAGGAAUGAAGAUGUGACAAUGAAUACUGUCCGCCAACCAUGUGAACGUGUCAUCACCCACAAAGUCGAUGAUGGAGUGGUUUUGAUUAAGGACUUGGCCGAAAAAGGUUUAAUUCAGAGUGUUUCGGUUAUUGGGUUUGGUUUAGUCAAUCCGAGACUUUGGCACAUGGCUUGUAAGCAAUGUUUCCGCCCUGUUCAUCAUGAAUACAUGUAUAAAUUUACUUGCUGGAUUUGUGGCUUAGAGAAACUCACUCGUCCUAGGUAA
Oldenlandia corymbosa var. corymbosa is the source of this 363-nucleotide messenger RNA. The record is from the annotation of a GenBank genome assembly. NCBI's taxonomy places the organism in Eukaryota, Viridiplantae, Streptophyta, Magnoliopsida, Gentianales, Rubiaceae.